Molecule: messenger RNA, 2659 nt
Organism: Drosophila virilis
Lineage: Eukaryota; Metazoa; Arthropoda; Insecta; Diptera; Drosophilidae
Gene: hpo
Product: serine/threonine-protein kinase hippo
Biological process (GO): protein tetramerization; protein phosphorylation; regulation of MAPK cascade
Cellular component (GO): cytoplasm
Molecular function (GO): protein serine/threonine kinase activity; ATP binding
Source: RefSeq, a predicted model, not a curated record
AAUACCUGUGACUAGCAAUUUUACUGCACCAGCUCUACUGGCGACCGAAUAAAGAACAAAUGUGCGUGAAAAAAUGUCCAUUUAAAUUGGCAAUUAUUGUCGGGCAGGUAUUGUGUUAAUUAAAAGCCAAUAUACCGAAAAUACGUAGCAUUUGUGAAUGAUCAACUGGUACGCAUAUGAAAGCACAACGACCCAAACAAGUAGAAGAACAACAACAACAGAACAGCCAGCAACAUGUCUUCCAAUACAAAUGGCAAUGGGGAGUUAAAGAAAUUAUCCGAGGAAUCGCUGCUGCAGCCGCCGGAGAAGGUCUUUGACAUUAUGUACAAACUGGGCGAGGGUAGCUACGGUUCCGUUUACAAGGCGCUCCACAAAGAGAGCAGCUCCAUAGUGGCCAUCAAACUGGUGCCGGUUGAGUCCGAUCUGCAUGAGAUUAUCAAGGAGAUUUCGAUUAUGCAACAAUGUGAUUCCCCGUAUGUGGUGCGCUAUUAUGGCUCGUAUUUUAAGCAAUAUGAUCUGUGGAUCUGCAUGGAGUACUGCGGUGCCGGCAGCGUUUCGGAUAUAAUGCGUUUGCGCAAGAAGACGCUAACCGAGGAUGAAAUCGCCACCAUAUUAUCAGAUACGCUCAAGGGCCUCGUCUAUUUGCAUCUGCGCCGCAAGAUCCAUCGCGAUAUCAAGGCGGCCAAUAUAUUGCUCAACACCGAGGGCUAUGCUAAGCUGGCGGACUUUGGUGUGGCCGGUCAGCUGACGGAUACCAUGGCAAAGAGGAACACCGUGAUUGGCACACCCUUCUGGAUGGCGCCAGAGGUCAUUGAGGAGAUUGGCUACGAUUGUGUCGCAGACAUCUGGUCGCUGGGCAUCACAGCGCUGGAAAUGGCCGAAGGCAAGCCACCAUAUGGUGAUAUACAUCCCAUGCGUGCCAUAUUCAUGAUACCCCAAAAACCGCCACCCUCAUUUCGCGAACCCGAUCACUGGAGCACCGAGUUUAUUGAUUUCGUCAGCAAGUGCCUGGUCAAGGAUCCGGAUGAGCGUGCCACGGCCACGGAGCUGCUGGAGCACGAGUUCAUACGCAAUGCCAAGCAUCGCAGCAUACUAAAGAACAUGCUGGAGGAGACGUGCGCCAUAAGAGAGCAGCAGCGUGCCAAUCGUGCGGCCGGCGUUGCCAUGAGCCAGGCCAAGAGUCUGGCCACACAGGAAUCGGGUCUAAUGCUUCACGAGGAGGAGACCGAAUUCAAUUCGGGCACUGUGAAGACUUUCAUAGACGAUCCCGGCACCCUGGUGCCUGAGAAAUUCAAUGAAUACCAACAGAACUCUGCCUCUGAUGCGACCAUGAUAGCACAUCCGGAAGAUAUGGACGAGGGCACGCUGGGACCCGGCGGCAUACGCGGUGGCAUGGCCAAAGCAGCUGCCAAGGCGGCAGCAACAGCAGCCGGCGCUGCUGGUGGUUCGUCGGGUGCUGAUGUGGCCACUGUGGAUAGCGGCACGAUGGUGGAGCUAGAGUCCAAUUUGGGCACAAUGGUCAUCAACUCGGAUUCGGAUGACUCGACCACGGCCAAGCGGAAUGACGAUCAGAAGCCGCGCUAUCGCUAUCGACCACAGUUUCUCGAUCACUUUGAGCGCAAGAAUGCGGGCGAUGGACGUGGCGAUGAGAAGGCAACUAGCACGCCCACGGAAUACUCGCCGGCUGCUGCGGAACAGCAGCUGCAGCAGCAACAGCAACAACAGCAGCAGCAGCAACAACAACAGGAGCAACAUCAUUUGGCCAGCGGUGCGCAUGAUGCCAACAAUUGGGAGCACAACAUGGAAAUGCAAUUUCAGCAAAUCUCCGCCAUCAAUCAGUAUGGACUGCAGCAGCAUCAGCAGCAGCAGCAGCAACAACAACAGCAGCAGCAGCAACAGUUGCUCAUGGCCUAUCCGCUGAUGAACGAGCAGCUGAUUGCGCUCAACAAUCAGCAGAAUUUACUGCGCAGCAAUGCAGCACAGCAGCAGCAGCAGGGGGGAGCUGCAGCAGCGGCAGCUGCAGCACAGCCACCGCCCGCAUAUCAGCAUCAGCAUUUGCACACACAAUCCCAUGCUUAUGUGGAGGGUGAAUUUGAGUUCUUGAAGUUUCUUACCUUUGACGAUCUGAAUCAGAGGCUCAGCAAUAUUGAUCACGAAAUGGAGCUGGAAAUUGAGCAGCUCAAUAAGAAAUACAAUGCCAAACGGCAGCCCAUUGUGGAUGCAAUGAAUGCGAAGCGCAAACGCCAACAGAAUAUCAACAAUAAUCUGAUUAAGAUAUAAGAAUCUAAAGUUAAACAAAAAAGAUAACGCAAACUCAACCGAGCAGCAGCUGAUAUUGUAAGUGAAACCAGAACGUAAAAGCUUUAUUGUAAAAUGCACUGAAAAUGCGGCAAAGCAGAUAAAUAUAUAUUUAUAUAUAGGAACUACUGAUUAUAUAAAGGAAGGAAUCACGUUAAACAUAUUCUAAAAUGCACGUAUAUCGUUUCGUAUUCAAUUCGUGACAUAUAAUUUAAAUGUUUCUUCAGUUCUGCUAUCUCAACUGCCCCAAAAAAAAAAAAAAAUCAACCCUCUCUCAAAAGCCUGCUCCUAUAAACUUAAGACUUAAUUGGUGCGUUCUACCUUUGUUAACUAAACUAAAUAAUAUAAUUUAAACAACUUA